AUGGUGAUGACAGCCAACAAGCAAACUGAUAUUCAUAUAUCAAAAUAUCUUCGAAAUUUCCUUCCAAAUCCCAGCUCUAUUUCCGAUACAGAUGAAAUCUGUGUUGUCAGCAUUAUUGGUAAGACACCUCUCAAUUACUUGACCUGUGGUACAUUAGCCGAUGCAGUAUCUGGUAGAAAUGUCUUUCAGCGUGAAACAAUUGACGAUAAUGAUCAAAAACUAGAGCACGGCUUACUAUUUUACUACAACAAUGAACAAAAAGUUGUUUACAUAAAUCAAGCAUCGUUAUAUGAUACCAAGGAAUUAGCAUAUCUAUGCCAAAAAUUUAAUUCAGACUUGUCUACUUGGGAGCACUUUCAGAAAUGGAAACGCAAUGAACAUAAACAGCUCCUAUCACUGUUAUUCAUUUUCAGUAUAUCUCAUAUUAUUUUGAUAACUCAUCCGUCUCACAAAUUUGAUCUUAGUUACCUAAGAUUAUUUAGAGGUCUAAAUGCGAUCAGAUUACACAAUCAAUCUGUACUUACUCAUCAUUUAUGCAAAAUAGCGAAAGCAGCAAAUCUUAGUAGCCAAUGGCGGCAGCGAGGGAGAUGCUGUACACCUCGCUUGCUUUUUAUUUUUCAUCUGGAUAUAAACAUCAAUAGGAGAUUCCAAGACGGUAACCGGAGCAAAAACAGGGAUGUUGGACAGAAAGACCAGGAUGCAACAUCUCUCUUUUUCAAUAUCGGCUUAGCAACGACGCUCUUUCAGCACUUUUACGUGACGCAACAUGAUAAAGUUGAUGAUAAUGAUGUCUUAGAAAAAAACUUUGAUGAAGAAAAUAGUGACCUUAAAAAUUUCUUAAAGUAUCAUAUUAACCAAACUAAAGCUGGAAACUUACCUACCAGUAAGACAUGGUUUACGGCUGCAUCAUAUUUACAAAAGGUCUUAAUAGAGGAUGCAUCUGGAGUUGAUUCAAUUAGGUACCCGAUUUCUAGUUCUUGGCUCGAUAUUGAUAAAAAGUUUUCAGAAAGUACUUGUCGGAAAGCUAUCUCCGUAGCUUUAGACUGCUAUGAGAAGAACCUACCAGAACAGUACAAUUAUGCCUUUCAUCAGAAGCAGCUCGCGACUAGCAUUAAUACGCUUAGUCAACUUGCUCUCGGUCCUUCAUUUCCAUCUUACGUUCAACAAUUGGAAAAAGAUUGUGAAAAGAUCUGGAAAAAUGGAAGACAAAGUUGUGAGAUAUUAAGCCUGACUGGAAAGCAAUGCAUAUAUCCGAAAGAGAUAAAACAGCGAAAAUUUCGCCAAAGUAAAAAUCUACCUCAAAAAAGGGCACAUUCUAGUAAUUAUUGGUAUAUAAGUGCUUGUAACUGUGGAGAGACAAUAGCAAAACGUCCAGAUCCGUUCGAUAUCAAGGUUGCUAAUUGUACAUUCUAUCAAAUGCUGGAAAAGAAAUGUUGCAGCAUAUUCCCUCAUAUAUCCUUUCCUGUCAACGUCGAUAGUAAUUCUCACGAAGAACAAUCGAUUGAUGAUCAUGCUAUGGAAAUAGAAGAAAUUAGUGCUGCCACCUCUAGUAAAAACAAUGCAGACUCCUCUAAUGGAGUAGCGGAUGACCCUACGCUUGACGGAUUAGAUACUACAACUGCUAUUGGACAAAAUUCAGAAUUUUCUUCAUCUCCAUCACCUGCUCCUGCCGCCAAUUUAGUUUCUAUGAAAAUUGAACCGGAUAAUUGUAAAAAGGACGGAGAGUCAUCCAAUUCGAUCAUUAUGUUCACAAUUAAUACUCCAGCUGGGUAUCUUCCUCGGUUUUCGUCUUGGUCCUUAUGCCGCCUAGGCGAUAAUAAUAUAUACAAAGCGAGCAAAGGCCUCUUCCAAUCUGGAUUUCUACCUGGUACUAAUUUUCUCUGUCCAUGGAUAAUUUCCCGUAGCGUUUUGUUAGCUAGUGAUCCUUUCGAGAGUACACAUGAACAAUUUCCUACCAUCGCUGAAAAUAGAGGAAAAUCAAGUGGAAGAUACAAGAAAGAAAACAGCGUGAAAGCCUAUAUAGGCAUUGAAUAUGAAUGUCCUCACGGUGACCGGCAAAGAAGUAGCAAAACUGUCUUUGCUCAGUGUAUGCGCAUUUAUGUCGCAUCCCCUAUGGACAGCGAUAUCCGAGUUAUUUUAAGACCAUUCAUUCAGCCAGAAAAUGAAACCAUCUAUCCGCCUACAGAUCCGAAAACACCAAGUAAGGGCCGUAUUUUGAAAGGCUUAUUUCACAUCACAGCGAUUGUUUCCGAUACCUCCCAAAAUGGCAAAGGCUAG
Molecule: messenger RNA, 2277 nt
Organism: Trichoplax adhaerens
Lineage: Eukaryota; Metazoa; Placozoa; Uniplacotomia; Trichoplacea; Trichoplacidae
Exons: 21
Coding region: 1-2277 (758 amino acids)
Biological process (GO): nuclear-transcribed mRNA catabolic process, nonsense-mediated decay
Source: RefSeq, a predicted model, not a curated record